Messenger RNA from Talaromyces amestolkiae, 1584 nucleotides. RefSeq lists its product as uncharacterized. NCBI's taxonomy places the organism in Eukaryota, Fungi, Ascomycota, Eurotiomycetes, Eurotiales, Trichocomaceae. Gene Ontology annotation, biological process: carbohydrate transport; transmembrane transport. Gene Ontology annotation, cellular component: membrane. The transcript is spliced from 6 exons. The coding region runs from base 1 to 1584 and encodes 527 amino acids. Gene Ontology annotation, molecular function: carbohydrate:proton symporter activity. The record is from RefSeq and is a predicted model, not a curated record.
AUGGGUUAUCGAACGUUGUGGAAGACACUGUCUCCGACGCAGCUCAAUGUUGCCAUCCAGGUCUUCUCGUUGAUUUCGAUCUUCUUCGAAGGUUAUGACCAAGGAGUUAUGGGAGGAGUCAACUCAUCCCCUCGCUAUGUCGAAACAAUGGGCAUUGGCCUCCCAGAUGGCACGGUGACUGAUACCACGCAUGAAGGCGGCAUCGUCAGUGUGUACUAUCUUGGAGCCAUCUUUGGCUGUUUCGCAGGCGGCUGGCUGGCAGAUCGCAUCGGCCGUAUAAAUGGGCUGUUCAUAGGAUCUCUCUUUGCUCUUGUCGGUGGUGCCCUGCAGUGUGCCUCGCAAAGUUCCAACUUCAUCUUGGUGGCAAGAGUCGUCACUGGUACGGGCACUGGAGCCCUAACUGGCAUCACACCGGUUCUGGUAUCUGAGACAUCGUCGGCUGCUCACCGUGGUGGAUUCCUAGGAUAUGUCUUCAUAGCGAACUACCUAGGCAUAUCCAUCGCUUACUGGCUGUCGUUUGGCCUUGCUUUCAUCAACAACGGGUACUCGGUCGUACGUUGGCGGUUUUUGCUUGGCUUCCAAUGCAUUCCUGCAUUAUUUCUUGUCGUCUUCAUCAAAAUGCUGCCUGACAGCCCUCGGUAUCUGGCAUCUAUUGGCCGCAAAGAAGAAGCACGUGAGAUACUUCUCCAAGUCCGCCAUGGUCACGCUUCACAAGAAGCUAUUGAUCGUGAAUACCUCGAGAUUGUGGCUACAGCCGAAGAGAGCAAACCAUCCUCUCCAAUACAAUUCGCGAAAAUCUUGAUGGGCAAGGGAGGUCGACCUGGGUCAAACCUCGGUCGUCGUGCUUGGUUAUGUGUCUGGCUUCAGAUCAUGGGUUCCUGGACCGGUAUCACCGCUGUCACUGCAUAUUCUCCCACGUUGCUCAAGUCAGCAGGUUAUUCGGAGUUGACACAAAACGGCUUGGCCGGUGGAAUUAAUACCAUCGGUAUUAUUGGAACUAUCAUCAGCGCGCAUAUCGUUGAUCGUCUAGGACGGCGAACGUGUCUAAUGGGGGGCGCAGGCGCACUGGCCGCAGUAAAUUUGUUGGCCGGGGCUUUGUAUGAAGGUGCCCGUCAGCAUCCCGAUAAAGCUAGUAAAUUUGCACCGGCCGCAGUAUGCAUGUUAUUCCUGUUCAACCUCGCGUACGCAGCUACCUGGGGCACCGUCGCCUUUCUGAUACCCACCGAAAUUUUCCCUUCCGACCUUCGAGCACAAGGUAAUGGAUUCGGUAUCACUGGCUGGGCUAUUGGAGUGGGAAUGACAACUUUGGUUAACCCGAUCAUGUUUGCAACUCUGCAAAACCGGACUUAUUUCCUUUUCUUUGGCCUGAACCUAAUAUGGAUUCCCAUCGUUUAUCUGUUGUACCCCGAAACUUCGAAUAGAUCUCUGGAGUCUAUAGAGGCGCUCUUCGCGACGAGCAGCCCAUUUUCUUGGGAAAUGGAGAAAGCGUACAACAUGCAUGGCAACGUCCUUGCCGAACGAGGUUAUGAAAAGGACGACGCUUCCACAAUGGAACAUAGCGAAAGGCUGCCUCAUGAUGUGUGA